Messenger RNA from Asterias rubens (European starfish), 6376 nucleotides. RefSeq lists its product as uncharacterized. The transcript is spliced from 23 exons. Bases 296 to 5890 code for a protein of 1864 amino acids. Gene Ontology annotation, cellular component: centrosome. The record is from RefSeq and is a predicted model, not a curated record. NCBI's taxonomy places the organism in Eukaryota, Metazoa, Echinodermata, Asteroidea, Forcipulatida, Asteriidae.
UAUUCAUAGAAUUACAUCCGGGAUAUUGACAUGGAGUCCACAGAACGGACGUCACGUUCGUCGUCUGUGCUCGAGCGAACUUCAAAAAUACCACAAGAUUAACUUGAAUUUUAGGAAAAACACGGUUUUUAGUUUGAUUCACACUCCGAGUGAUAAUUUUCUUUCAAGGUGAUGUGGCUGACUAAACUGUCCAGCCUCCGAAAGAUCCAAGCCCUAGCUCCUUACCCCACCAUUCAUGUCUUCAGAACAAGGGCCAAGAACGAAGUGGCUCUAACAACAAGCACAGAUCAUCAUCAUGGAGAAAAAGAACAAGCAUAGCGGGAGUAAGAAAUCCCGGCAGCAAACCCCCAGCCCCCAGUCCUUCGAUGUCCCUGCCCUACCAGAUGGAAUCGGCCUUCAGCCCCAUCUAGAUUCAAUCUUUGCAGAUGUUCAGGCCAAGUUGCCAUCGAUUGACUUUGAAGUGUCAGACGUCAGUUCAGAUGAGGAAAUUGCCAUUGUCAGCCGUUCAUUAAAGACUCCCACACUUCUAGAAGAUGAUCCACAUCAAGAUAUCGAAAUAUCCCCAGAAACCUGGCGCUCCAUUCUAGAACCCUCCAAUGAGGGCCCCUUCAGUCAGAAUGAUGUCUUCCACCAGUAUGCAAAUCAUUCCAACAGCCAAUCAAGCAGCAGGAAAACCUCAGCUAGCAGUGACAGUAGCGCUGCUGAGCUGCUCAUGUUGGAUCCGUCCAUUAUCCAAAUAGGGGAGGCACAUCCUUUGAGUUCCGUCGGCGUUAUGACUAACACAAAUGACAGGGGAAGCCCAAUGCAGUGUUGGGCAGAUCUAAAAAAUGCCCUUGGCAUUCAGGAAAAUGGCAUGGAAAGUUACUCUGACGAGAACUCAAGCUUUAACCGCUAUGGCACGUCAGGUACAAACGGUUCGAUGACCACCGGGACUGGGAGAGACAACAAAGUAGCAAGCAAUCCCGCUUCUGACACUAAAUCGACAUCUGACAAAGAGAGAGGUUCUCAGGACAGCAGGAUAUCUUCCCUGAUUCCAACAGCGGUUCCAACUCUGGCCUUGCAUAACGUAGAAAAUAUUGACCUGGACCAGUUGUUGGAUUCUUUUCCAGUUGGAGCUGAAAGAGGUCCGUGGGAGAACAAACAAGAGCAGCGACAUCCACAAUCGGGAGGCGGGGAUGGAGCACAAGCAGAAGGCAAUAGCCUGAGCCUGAUGGAGAAACUUGCUCAGCUGUGUGUCCAGCAAUCAGACGGAAAGCUCUCUCAAGGACAGCUCUUGACAUCUGACGCGUCUCAGGCCUCCAGGAUUACCGGAGACGGCCCUACAAGGGGACCCAGAACAGCAUGGGCUGAGGAGACAACAGAAGUAGCGAGACAGGACAGAAAGAAAAGGGAAAUCGGAACUAACACUGGGAUGGAUCAGCCCGCUUAUAAAGCACCGACUACAAGAACUGCUUCCAUUGGUGUAUCCACUCAACAUGGAGCUUUAGUGGAUCAUUCCAUUCGAAGCAGAGGGAUGAAUGCUGGCAGUGCCCCACCAAAGGGGCGAACGGAAACAGUGUUUCUAGAUCUAAGAACCUCGACGAAGGACAAUGAGGAGAAGAAAGAAGGUAAAGAACCAAUUCCAGAAUCUGUGAAGAGAAUUCUAAAACUGAACUCUCCAAGUGACAGCGAUUCUGACACCAUUGGAGACAGUGGGGAUGAAGAUGAUGAUAUAGAAGCAUGGAGACAGAAUCGCAAACGAGGACUGAAAGGGUCGCCAACUUCCAGCCAGUCCAAGAAGGGUGCAACCAAAGCAACACAACCACCGAGAGUGAUCAUGCCAAAAACAAGCACCGAGAAAGCAAAAGCCAAGGGACCAGAAGAACAUGUUCAGCAACAAAGAGCUUCCAAGUCACAAUCCACAGAAGUCUCAUCCAUGACCCUCCCUACCGCAGCCCAGAAGGCCAUCACAAAGAACCUUCCUUCAACUCCACCACCAUCUCCUACCAGCGUCGGCGUGGACAAGACCAAGGAGCAAGAGCGCCUUCUUCAUGAGGCGAUGGCCAAGAAGAUCCGAGAGCAGCGGGAGCAAGAGCGAGCAACGAGGUGUCGGUUGCAGAAGCGUCUGGAGACCUUACGACCAAGGACAUCUUCCUCUGGGAAGUACCCAGCUGCAAGGAUGACACCCAUUGUCUUUGAUCUUGAGGCAUCCUACACCACAUCACCAAAGUGCCUACCCCCUAUCCUCCGCGCAAACCAGGAGUGCGCCCUCCUGACUGUUCACUUUUCUACAAGUGGCGAGAUCAUACCCCAUCGUGGAACUGGCAGCAAAACCCUGAACGAGAAUCCGACCCUGAUUUCCAUCACGCAUCAAGUCUUACUUACCUGGCUGUUGUCCUUGGUUCCGCCCAGCUUUGAGUUCUUGGCGGAAGGGUUCAAAGAGACGGAUGAUCAGCUGGCUCUCAAGCCAAAAGAAUGCCCCUUCCGGGUAGUCGGGCUUCAGCAGGUUCACAUGGAGGGAGAGCUGGUGCUUCAUGUCGCCAUCACACCGACCGUCACCAGCGCCAGCAAGCAGAACAACCUGCUGAAACGCAAGACCAAGGGGCGCGGGAAGGAGGAGACUCGAGAUAGCACGGUGUUUCAGAACAACGUCGCCACAUUCCUGAAGAUAAACACCUUGAACACCGUCUGCCCUUGGAUAGAGAAGACCUUCUCCUACGCCAUCCAUCGCAAUGGCAAUCUGAUCGGUGCUCCUGAAGAACCAGUCAACUACGACGCGGUUCUUGAAGAUGGCUCAUAUGUCCCACCCCUUCCACUUGUCAGCUCAAGACCGCUCUCAACUUUCAUGACCCUCAACCCAGAUCGUGAUUCCAUGCAAAGGGUCUUCAACAACUUGUCCAACGAUGCCUCUUUCUUCUGGCAAACAGUGGAAUCCGAUGAGUUCAUGUCUGAGCAGACAUCCAAUGAAGAUUACGACAACUACACUGAUGUCCAGAACACUAUGACCUUAGUCUAUAAGUCAGUUUACCUCAACCCUACGCAUAUGAUAGGAAUCCUGUAUCGCAUCUUACAAGAAGGCCUUGACAUAUCAGGUCUGCGACUCCUCUACCAUUCAGAAGAGUUACUAAAAGCCUCGAGCAGUCCUCGAGAGAAGCGACCGAAGACUUCAGGAGGUAAUCAACUCCAGGAGGACUUGGAAGACAUCAACAAGGUUGGACCAAUUCUGGCGAUUGCUGUACGUGGAGCCAUGGCACGUACUAGAUGGCUUGAUGCUGUCGGUCCAACCGACCCUCAACUUGCUCGCCGAACAGACCCCCACUCCCUCAUCGCCCUGUUCGGCGGCAAGACUCGUGAGGAGGUCCCGAUCUACUGCCCGCGUAAUCCAAACCGUAUCAGCUACGAGCUGGCGCUCUGGUUCGGGGGACGAGUCCCGGAAAGCGGUGUCGUCGAUGUAGGUGUGACUUCCAUACCUGAACCACCUCCUGAGGUGGAGGCAUCUGGGAGUCAGAUCUUAAGCCUGAAGAGCAAGAAAGGCAAGAAGGGAUCGAGGACAGAUUUUGACGCUGGGAAUCUGGAGACGGAUGACUUGAUACCACUCAUCAGGAAACCGCCGUCCAUGCUGACAGCAACCACUCAAAGCGAUGUCAUCUUAAUAGUCUCACCCAUCGUCCCGCCCAUCUGCGUCGGCUCCAUGCUCUCUGCUUGUCAGAUUAGAGGUUACCAGCUCAGAGGGAUAAGGAGAUUACGACUGAACAACAAGAGAGUCGGUGUAUUGGGUUUAACCGGAGCUCAGGUCCGCGCCUUCAACCCAAUGUCGUGCACCACGCCCACUUCCCCCUCCCUGACCUACGAGCAAUCCCUGAAGGAGCAUCUUGAGGCGGGGUUCCCCACGGCGAGCGCCUCCCCGAUGCCGUCUUUGGCCAUUCUACUGCGGAUGGAGAAUGGGAUGCACCAUGCUGCGUGUCUGAUCGAAGCCAUGAUGAUACAUCUCUGUAUGAAUGGUAUGCUGACAACCAUUAAAGACAGUAGCCCGACCAGUACCCUGACUGCCAACCUCUGCUUCCACAUCGCCCCGUACACAGAGACCCUCCUUCAGCAUCUCGGCGGGGACCUGACUAAUCUGCCGUCCAGCAACGUCCACUCCAGCCUGGGUUGCCCGAGUGGUUUCUACACCAAUCCAGAGCUUGAACAGACUGUGGUGGUCACCUUCUCUGGGGUUAAAGCUCUGAAGACGGUCGGGAACUCGUUGAGUAAACUGCUUGGUCUUUACCCCAUUACGUCAUCCUACCAGUCACGUACCCCUUCAUCUUCCAUCGCCCAGGGCCUCGAGCUCCUUGGCCUAAAGUGGCUCGCCUCCUUGACCUCAUCCCAAGCUAAAGAGCUUACACCCUAUGAGGUUGGUGAUCGCUACUGGCAGCCCAGCGUCCAGGCUCUGACGUCAAACCCUGCUCUGGUGUGCAUCGUCAGAGGGCUGAAUGCGCCACAGCUUGUAGAAUCAAUUCUAGGUACGUCCCCGAUAACAGGUGCCCUACCCGGAAAGGGCAUUGCUAACCUAGAGAGGAUAAUGUCCACAUCAGCCGAGGCUGCUUUCCGCCAAGCCACGAUGUUCUUCAGGGACCAAGAGCUCUUCGCCGACCCGUCUAUGCGUGUCAACCUCCCUUACCUACCCCCGUUGAGAAGCCCCAGCUUGGAGGAGCUGUCGACAGCCAGAUUUGCUUGGGCGGACUCGGACUCUCCGAAGGGGAGGAAGGGACGAGGGAGGGGGGUAGCUAAGCAAGGGAAAGGGAUGCUGGUUGUUGAGGAGUCUAUAUAUAGGGCAAUGCUAGUCGGUCCAAGAUUAUUGACCACAGUAAUGGUCAUCAAACCGUUAGCCUUCCGUAAGCAUCUAUCUAAGAUACUAAAGAGAAUCGCUCAAGAGAACUUCACGGUCGUCGCUGCAAGGUUGACAACCAUCACGUCGGACAGAGCCAAGGAACUAGUACCAAAGGAUGACCAAAAGAAUGAGCUGCUGUCAACGAUGCACAUUGAGCACCUGACGUCUGGCCCAGUGUUACUCCUGUGUCUCCAGAGGGAGAACGCUGUCAGGAAGCUGCUGGACGUACUUGGACCUGCCAACCCCCAAGAUGCCAGGAAGCAGAGCCAGUUCCUAUGGAGAGGGAUGUACGGGGCAGAUCCCAUCAACAAUGGCAUACACGGAUCCGAGAGCUAUGCCGCAGCAGUCAGUGAGCAGAAACUUCUCUUCCUAGAUGGACUCUGUUGCAGAGAGACCUCGGACCUCCAAGCAGAUAAGAUUAAGUGCCAUGCAGUGGACUCGUUCAUGGGAUCCAGUCUAGCUAGAGGGCGCUGUUUCAUCACCAAGCCGUACCCUGUCCGGAUGGACUCAAAUGACAGCCUCCUGUCGCCGGUCACCAGCACUCAUUCACUGACAUCCAUCAGCUCAGGUUCGAGCACAAGCUCCACUGACCUAAUGCCAUCCUACAGCGCCCUCUGCCAGACGACCUGUCUCCUCCUAACCCCACCUCUCCUUCUAACCAAGGUCAAAGGUUACAACCGGGGUCACAUUGAGGUCAUGGAUGCCUUGCUGGUGCACGGCUUCACUAUCGUUGGGAUGCGGAUGGUUUGGUUCAAGGAGGACCAGGCAAGGGGAUUCUGCAGUGUUUACGGAAAGUCCUUCCCAAGUCUGGUGAAGAUUCUGUGUCAUGGCCCAAGCAUCGCUGUCGCAGUACAGAGGGACAACGCUGUCAGCUGCUUUGAUGCCCUGCUUGGAAGCUGCUUUGACAAGGAGUCCGUCAUCAGGAAAUAUGGAGAGCACAUACUGAGACCCAAAGAGCCAAAAGAGGCAGCAAAGCAUUUGGAGUUCUUCUUUGAUCAGCUAGUACCCCGCAGCCAGGGUGAAAUCAUUCCAAUGUAAAAAGUGCAGUAAGUCCAUAGAGUUAUAUAUAACAACUAGAGGGCACACUGGCCUAUAUACGCGCCCCGGCAUGCGCGCAGGCGGCCAUUUUCUAAGUUGACAAAACAGCAUUGCACAGUGUUUGUUUGUGCGGUCAUUUUGUAAGUUGACAAAACAGCAUUGCGUAGCGUUUAAUAAACACAAACUUCAACGUGUACUUCAUAUUCCAACGGAUGUACAAAACAGCCCGCGAGUCUCCUUGCAGUCCCGUCGCAUUUGUGCAAGCAGCAUCACCAUUGCGCCCUCUAGUUCUUAAAUAUAGCUCUAUGAGUAAGUCCCAUAAAAUAGUCUUGUUGCACGUUCCGUAUCAAGAAUACUCCAGGGUUUUACCGCUUACCCCUACUCUUGAGCCUGGGGUGGCUAAUCCCUGGGGUAUAACUAUUGGCCAGGGUAGAUCAGGGCCAAAUUUCAUAGAGCUGCUAAGCACAAAAAUUUGCUUAGCAUGAC